Podospora anserina S mat+ is the source of this 3468-nucleotide messenger RNA. RefSeq lists its product as uncharacterized. NCBI's taxonomy places the organism in Eukaryota, Fungi, Ascomycota, Sordariomycetes, Sordariales, Podosporaceae. The record is from RefSeq and is a predicted model, not a curated record. The transcript is spliced from 2 exons. Bases 1 to 3468 code for a protein of 1155 amino acids.
AUGAUGGAGAACGAACCCCCCGCCAUUUCUGUGCAGGAUGAUGGCAAGGGAUCAAAAAGGGGUCGAAUUAUGGGGAAGCUCUUUGGACGCGACCGAGAUCGAGACCGAAAGGGGUCACAGGGUGCCGCUGAUUCUCGUGACCUAAACGACUUCUUCCAUGGUCCUGGCGACACAUUACAAGUCACCCAUGCGGCACCUCCCAUGCUCGCGAAACUCGACACCAAGAGCAUUUCGCGAUACACCAAUGCGCUUCAGGUUCAGGGGACCGGAAGCAACAACUCGCAACAAUCCCUUUCCAUACGAUCCCAAAAUGGUAGUCCCAAGAAAAGCAAAUCUAACAGAAGGGGAUUGGUUCUUAGAUUUGCAGAAACACCCCCUGAGGUUAUGGGCGAGGGUGGUGACAUCUGCGAAGUACCAACCAUCGAGAUCUCGAAACGUCGCAGAGCAAGGCCGCCACCUUCUCCGAUUCCUCCUCGUCAUACCGAUCUCGGUAACAGUCCAAGAUUGCCGAUCCGAGAAGCUCAACCAAGCCCGGGGACGUUUGACCCAGCACCUCUCCGACGCACCCAGACAGGUUUCUCCACGACCUCGGAUUCCCCCGACUCAGAUAUGUCUGCUUCGAGAAACCCAUCCGCUCGGCUCCUGGCAAAUCCCAUGGUGGAUCAUGACGAGAGGCGGAGGUCAUUCAUAGAAAUUCAGCAGGCUGAAAUGCGGGAAGCCGAAGGACAGGCGUUUGUCAAGGCGGUUAGAGCUGCUUCUGGUGACAAGUCCAAGUGGGACGAAGCAGAGGCUGCACCACCUACACCACCAGAGCCAGAGCCCGGAUCGGCCAUGACUGCGUCACCAGAGCCCAUUCAAACACCCCGAUUCCCACCACAGCCGUCGCCAAACCCUCCAACCUCAGCACCACCGCCAAUUCCAGCCAAAAGACAACGACCUCAUCCAUCUCCUAUUCCGCCACCACCGCCAGAGCAUGCCCCACCGCCAUACACACCGUCAAUGCCACAAACAAACUCGCCAGAGAGACUAAAACAUGCAGCAAGACAACAUGCGCAUAGUCCUGUGUCCGCAGUCUCGGCAAUCUCAGCAGCCUCGAGCUUCCAUCAUCCAUUUGCAGCGAGGCAAGGAAGCAAAUUGGGAGAUCACGCGUUGCCAGUCACUCCUCUAAUGGGGGGCUCUAGCUUCCAAGAUGUUGUGUCAGCAGCAGCCGACGAUGCCAUGAACACGUUUGUGGAGCGCACUCGUCACCUCUUUGAACUGUUCCGGUUACACGCAGAAAGUGUACGGCCAUUGCUCGCCUGUACGCCGAAUGAACUCGCCAGGGCGUCUCUUUGGUGGUUUUUGACUGGUAGAAUGGCCCUUGAGAAUGCCAUUCGAGACCGACCCUCGACCCCGGAAUCUCAGAUGAAGAAUGAAAUCUGUAAACAACAGGCUUAUACCGACUUGGCGAAGGGAUACUGGCUGUUGGAGGAAAUCAUGCCUGAGAUUGUCAACAGCGGGCGUAGUCCAGUUGACAGGGAAGCGGAGGACGUGCGUGCCACUCUUGCGUCGAGCCUUCGGAAGCUGUCGGUGUCAAUGAAGCGAAAUGGUUUCCUGCCGCCAGAAGAGCCCUUUCUACCACAAACCCUCGAUCGAACCAUUUGGUUGGAAUAUCCUCAGUUGCCAGGCGAUCUCAAGUCCAUGCUUUGGGGGUCAUCCAGCUUGGCUCUCUCACAAAAUCAGCUGGCCAGCUCUGGCAUGAGCAUCCUUGAAACGCUACCACUGGGCGACUCUCCCUCUGCAUUCUGCUUUGGCCGGUUCCAAGUCAGUCUCUUCUUGAUGGAGAAAGGACGAGAAGCGCAGCGCAUUCAUCUGCCAUGUUUCAUAUCGAUUGUCAGACCCCAAUCGCAGCCUGAUAUUCUGUUUGUGGCCGCAAGCCAGAAUGGAGCUGUUCAGCUACGGAUCUCUGGCAACAAGAGCACCGGACCGGUAUGGGAAGAUGUUCGUUGGCGUUCAGACAGCUGCACUUUGGAAGUCGCCAUGCCACGAGGCUUUAUUGUUAUGAUACAGUGCUCUCAACCAGCCUUCCAGACCCUGCGAAGCAUGUACGAGUUCAGUAACAAAGUACAUUCCACCCUGUACCCGAAGCAAGACGAAGCUUGCGUCUUCAGAUCAACCCUCCGGUCUUUUCAGUACUUCGAUAACGACCCGCAGGCCAGACAGUUUCCGAAAGAGCCGGCUCCAAACUGCGAGAUUGCCAUGUUUGAGAGGUUGCAUAAAGAAGGCGCGGCAACCGGUCCUCGCACAUAUCACAGAGGUUUCCGGAUAGCAGUCAUCACAGGUCCAAGGACGAAGACUCUCAGUGGCGUCAACCAGCUGUACAGCCCUGAGGCACCUAUUCGGUUUGGAUUCUUACGCAGCGACAACAACGAGCCCUCGCUUUCCCUGCGUUUCGAGAAUGGUCGUCUUAAAGGGAGCAUGGUCAUGUCUUUUGCUGACGAAAAGGAAAGAGUCCGGAUGCACACACUACUCAUUGGGACUGCACUGCAUCGGGAGGAGUCGAUAUUCUGCGAGUCUCCGCUGAAGGGAGCUUGGAUCUCGGAGAGGUUUGGCGAUUCUCAAGAUGGAGGACUAACGGCACUUUCCAACCUCAACUGGAACAAAGUCAGGGUCAUCAACCAGGACACAGACGGUGACCGGGCUGCGCACUGUGUGUUGUCUGAUAAGCUGCGGGUCAUCUUUGAGUUCAAGGACGGAACGAUGACUGAUCGGAUUAACGUCGCGCCAGGGGAGCUUAAGAUGCGCCUUGACGUACAGAAUCCGAGCUGUAUGAUGGUCUUCCGUCAACCGCAGGCGGACAUUACGCUCGCCGUGACAGAGGCGAAUGUCUCCUCUGAAUCGGCCCAACGGCUGGCCAGGGCUCUGGAUACCAUCAAGCAAAGGCCAACCAUCAGAACCAUCAUGUUUCCAAAGAUGGAAGACCUACACACCUUUGAGAUGGCUAUCACUGGGUUCAAGGUGCUUUUUGAUGGGAUUGCGGCAACAUUUGCCAUCUCGCGCAGACGAAUGGUGGUGCCUAUCCACAAGAAGUGGGAGGCCAGUGCUACUCGGAUCCAGGUGGUGCAGCAAGAAGGAAUCACGCAGAUUCUUGCCUUCUUUUCGGAUUUUUCUCAUGGACAAUGCAUGGGCUUCAGCUUGAAGGGAACAGAUGUGUUUGAAUCUUUUGGAAAGCAGGGGAAGGCCGGGCUCAAGAUUGUGGAUGCCAAGUUCCCGCUGCCGAAGGUGCUGCAGGCUGGGAUGGAUGGAGCGCAGGACGCGGCGGAUGCAGCGUUUUUGUGUUUGGACUUACCUGAGCUGCCCGGGGAGCAUGAUGAUAUUUCGAUCGUGUUUGAGGAUGAGGCUGAACGUGAUAAACUUGCUGCAUGCUUGCCUGCACCAGUCAAGGGUGGCUCUAGGCUGAUCCCAAAGAUGAAGGGGUCGAAGGAGUAA